AAACAGUGGAAUCGUGAUAGGUGAAAAUGACCAAGCCUGCGUGCAGUUAAAAUCAAAAUGCCACUCAGAUUUGACGUUUUUCUGUCUUCAAUUUUACUUUUAGUCUUGAUUCAAGAGACGAGCCAGGCCAAUUCUAGAGGGGUUGUUGCUCGUAACAAAGGACAAGGAACAUCCAGAGCUGCUAAUAAACGCCAAACCAUAAUCAAGUGUUGCGGCCCAAACAAAUGUUCUGCUGUCAGUGGUGGUUCGACCAAACGCCGCUCACAACCCGUCCUGAAUAAAGAAUUAAACCUGACUAAACUGGGAAAUCUGCAAACCUCAGGAUUAUCAUUCUCUGAAAAACUGAGCACCACACAGGUGAACGUUGUCGACAACAGUGAUGCCGAAUCUAGUGAUUUGCCUAUGUCAACGUUUAUCGAUGCCAGCCCAAAUUUGAGCGAUAAGUCCACAUUGGAAUUUUUCCAAGAAAGUCCGUCUUCCUCAAAAUCAAUUUCAACCGCCUUGGAUGUGCAAAUGCCGAGUUCAUCUUCUACUUUGAAAAAAGCCACUCCAUCUGUAUCAAUUGCACUCCAGAAUUCAGAAACCACAAUUUCUAACACUUCAGCAGCUGAUUUUCCGAGUGAAAAAACAAAACUAGACUCUGGUUCAACGACUAUUCUUCCCGAAACGGCAACUCAAAUCUCAACUGAAACGACGGAAUCAAAAAUUUUGCUCUCAACCCCUACACAAAUUCAAACCACUGCUACGACAAUUCCAACUACUAAAACGACUUCAACGACCAUCAACCCAGCUCUGGUAGGAAAAUGCUCGACGAACGAAAUUGCUGCAGUCAACCGGUCCCUUUUUGCAACUAAUGGAGAGAUUGCUGAUCCAGACUUGCACGGAUUCUGGCUGGACGCGUGCGGCCAAACAAUUUUAUUAGGAAAAUCUCUGGGCACUUGGCACGAAAACUCAGACAAGUGCUUUGGCCUGAAAAUGAAGCCGUUUGCUAUCGAAAGCAAAGAGAAGCUCGAGUGCAUGAAACUCCAAGCAAAGAGCUGGAAAUUUAACAUGAAUUACUGGACGGGCGGCGCGAAGAAUCUGGCGAGCGGCACCUUUGGGUGGUGCUCGGCCAACGGCUCCGCGCCCUGGCAGGACGUCCUGCCCUUGGCCAACCCUGCAAAGGACCAGAAUUGCGUCCAGAUGCAAAUUUCCAAAGCAAACGGCUCUGUUUCGAUCAGCGGCAAGCGUUGUUCGGACAGAACCAUUUUCGCCUGCCAGGGUCCACCGACGAAAGGACCGAAGUGCGCAAGUCCUGUUUGUCCAAACAUCACCUGCCAAAAAGAUCCUCUGCUUUUCACUUUGACGGCCAAUAGAAAAUCAAUGGUUCUAAAAAACAUUUCCUUGCAUGGAAAAUUGUUCACAUACAGGCUGCGCAACUAUCUCUUCAGCUACAGUAGCGACACCAGAACUUAUUUAGAAGCGACGAAAGCGUGUUGUGAUCUGGGCAUGUCCCUGCUGAGCUUGGACUCGCCACGCAAGUACGACGCUUUGGCCACCAUCGGCAACAUCAGCGAAAUGAGCAAAGAGGCUCAAAAUUUGACCUUCUGGACUUCGGGGUCGGAUGAGGGCUGCGAGUCUGUUUUUGGAUUCUGUUCGGCCAAAAGAUUGUUCCGCGGCGAGGCCCAGUGGCUGCCUGGACAGCCGGACAACGCUCGAGGAAAAGAAAACUACGUUGCAGUCCACAUUUGGCGUCAAAAGGGACAAGUUCUGCUCGCUGAUUACGAAGGACAGACGAAAUUCAGAUACAUUUGCGAGAAAUUAGGCAACCCUCAGACAAAGAGUGGAAAGCAAGCUAUGGUGGACGAAUGUUCAAUUAUUUUCAAUGUCACUUCCACCGAAAUCGAUUUGCUGCGAAACAUGACGAAAUUUGACUUACGGAUCAAGUGUUUUUUGCAUUGUGUUGGAGACGCUGUGGGCCUGCUGGUCGGCGGGAAUUUUGUGGCGAGCGAGGUUUUCGCAAUGCUUGAGAGUAUGAAUCUGAAAAACGCGGACGAGCUGAUGAAAAACAUGGCCAUCGUUGACGAGUGCAACAAUAAAACUUUGGGAAUGGACGAGUGCGACAAGGCGUACCAGUUGACCAAGUGCGCCAGGGACAAGUCGCCGGAGGUUUUUGACCAAAUGAUCAAGGACUUGGAUAAAAAGGAGGCAGACAAUGAUGAACUGGUUUCUAAGUCGUAUGGAUGUGGUAAUUCGUCAAACUGCACCAUUGACGUAGUUGCAAGGGACAAUCUGACCUCGUUGAAUCUGAAUGCUUCAACAUGCGUCAAUUAUAUUAAUGGAGAGUGGGUUUGCAAAUGCAGUAAUUUGAAGAUGUACUAUAUGAAAUAUCAAAACGGAUGGUACUACGAUUACCUAGAAGCACUCAAGUUUUGUUGCGAGCGCGGGAUGCGAAUGUUGAGGACGGCCAAUUUUUUUGCAGCUGCAAAAUGCAUGCAGGCGGCGGGAAUUGCAAAAGUUAUUAAUCAUCCGUACUCAAAUCGCUUUUGGACGAUGACAAACUCUCUCGUUGUUGACGUGACGAGCGGAUUCAGCUAUGAUUGUGAAACGCAAACAGAUUAUCUGCCGCAAAAUCUUAAUCCCGGUUUCCAAAUGGAUUAUAAUCCGAGAGGCGCGUAUGAUGGUGGCACGCAGAAUAUGGUUGUCCUCCUUGACUAUUCGGCGCCGCCGAAGUUCCAUUUUGGCUCUGCCAUCUCCAAACAACCUUUCAUAUGCGAGGAGAUUUUUUAAUUGUGGAAUUAACAUAAUAAAAAUUGCU
Neocloeon triangulifer is the source of this 2797-nucleotide messenger RNA. RefSeq lists its product as uncharacterized. The coding region runs from base 58 to 2769 and encodes 903 amino acids. Lineage: Eukaryota; Metazoa; Arthropoda; Insecta; Ephemeroptera; Baetidae. The record is from RefSeq and is a predicted model, not a curated record. The transcript has 25 exons. Gene Ontology annotation, molecular function: odorant binding.